Messenger RNA from Monoraphidium neglectum, 882 nucleotides. RefSeq lists its product as hypothetical. Bases 1 to 882 code for a protein of 293 amino acids. The transcript has 5 exons. Lineage: Eukaryota; Viridiplantae; Chlorophyta; Chlorophyceae; Sphaeropleales; Selenastraceae. The record is from RefSeq and is a predicted model, not a curated record.
AUGACAUCAUAUCCGUCGUUGACAUGGAGCUGGACGGCUUGGGCGGCAGCGCUGGCGCUGGCGUGGGUUGCGGUGGAGGCGGCCUUCUAUAUCCUCUACUGGCGGCCCCGCCGGGCCGCUUGGAACGCGCAGCCGCGCGGCGCGCCGCAUGCGCCGGCGCGGCUCGACGCGUUCAACCUUUUUGAGCGGUUCGUCAAAGCCGGGGAAGCCGGCCCGGGGUACGCCAACCUUGAUGCCUACCUGACGCUGUGGUUUCAAGGCCUUCCUGUUGACCAGAUUAGGCGCGGCAACAUGGAGGAAUUAAUGGCAUAUGGCUUCUGGUACCGCACACCCGCCGAGAUGGAAGCUGCCGGCCUGGGCCACGUGCCCUCUGAGAUGGUCGAUGCUCUUGAGCGCUCCUGGAAUCACAAGUUCCCAUCAGGCUACACACAGGGCGCGAGGUUCAUGUCGCACCUGUGGGACGACCUGAAGGCACACUACCGCCCCUUUGCCUUCUACAUCUUCAUGGAGGCGGCGGCGCUCGCCACCUGGGCAGCCAUGGCCGCCAUGGGGUUCAAGCGGCGGCGCGUCGGGGAGAUUGUGUACUACACCCGAGGCCUCGACGGGCGUCCAAACGCGGGGAGCAACAGCAGCAGCAGCCGCUCUCGCAGCAGCAGCAGCGGCGACGGCAGCAGCAGCGACGCGAGCGAUUGCAGCAGCGCCAGCAGCAGCGCCUGCGGCAGCGACAGCAGCAGGCAGCGGCCCGCUGCCGCAGCCCCGGUGCUGUUUCUCCACGGCGUGGGAGGGCUAGUGAUCUACACUGACCUCAUCCAUGCCCUGACCAUCCUGGGAGGCCCCGUGAUUGCGGUGGACAUCCGCCACGUGGGCAUGAGGCUGAGGUGA